This is a messenger RNA of Syzygium oleosum, 1459 nucleotides long. Its product is annotated as transcription factor MYB20-like. The transcript has 3 exons. The record is from RefSeq and is a predicted model, not a curated record. NCBI's taxonomy places the organism in Eukaryota, Viridiplantae, Streptophyta, Magnoliopsida, Myrtales, Myrtaceae. Bases 247 to 1146 code for a protein of 299 amino acids.
UCUCUCUCUCUCUCUCUCUCUCUCUCUCUGUGUGCGGGGGAUCUCUCUGAGUGUGUUUGCUAGUUUUUCUUGGUGGCCUGGCUUUUCAAGUAUUGCUUCGAGUUGCAUAGAAACAAAAGGGUGAGGUGAGGAGGGGUUGGUGAGAGAAUAUCUCGACAAAGAGAGAAUAAAGCUUUGUCUCUUGUUUUCUUGUUUUCGGUUUUUGGUGGGUGAUCGCAGAGAAAAAGGGUGAGGGAGUGCCAAAGAAUGGGAAGACAACCAUGCUGUGAUAAAGUUGGGUUAAAGAAAGGGCCAUGGACAGCUGAAGAGGACAAGAAGCUCAUCAACUUCAUCCUCACCCAUGGCCAAUGCUGUUGGCGAGCUGUUCCCAAGCUUGCUGGACUGCUGAGGUGUGGAAAGAGUUGCAGGCUGAGAUGGACCAAUUACCUGAGGCCAGACUUGAAGAGAGGGCUUUUAUCCGAGUAUGAAGAGAAGAUGGUCAUUGAUCUCCAUGCGCAACUAGGCAACAGAUGGUCAAAAAUAGCCUCUCAGCUCCCAGGAAGAACAGACAAUGAGAUCAAGAAUCACUGGAACACUCACAUCAAGAAGAAGCUCAAGAAGAUGGGCAUUGAUCCUCUCACUCACAAGCCAUUAGUCACCAGCAACAACACAACCGAUCAACAACCCCCCCAAACAACCCAGACCCAUCACCAAGAAUCAACUGAUCAAGAACCAACCUUAUCAUCAUCCACCAAUGAUUCUUCAUCCCAGACAGAUCCCAACAAGGUCGAUCUCGAGUCGCCAUCGACCGUGAUGGAGUCAAAAGAAGAAGAAAGAAGCACGUUUGAUGAUGCAAUGGAGGCCAUCAACAGCUUCCUCUGCUCAGAUGAUGUCCCACUCAUCGACCCAUCUGAGAUCUUAGUCCCUUCUUCUUCUUCGUCAUCUUCUUCGUAUUCGACUUCACCAUCAUCUUCGUUGGAGGACAACAACAUAUUUGAGGACCUGCAGUUGCCGUUCAUGGACUGGACUCGUGGCGAUUUCGGCGAAAAUAGCAACGGCAACGACAGUUUGUGUCUUUGGAACGAUGAAGACUUCAGUUGGGACAUGUUAAUCAAUGCUGACCCUGUUUUGGACCAAACGUCUCACUCGUACAAUGGGCUCUUGUGAUUGGAGAAUUCGGUGGAGUAAAUACACGUUCUAAAAUUCAGUUACUAGCAGAAUAAAUAGAGUGUUGGAGAACCGGGUAAAAACCCCAUCUCCACCGAUAUGUAGCAAAUAUUCUGUUUUUCUGUUUUUUGUGGGGGCACUUUUGCCUUUUCAAAGCAUUUUACUUCUAUGAAAGAAAAAUGAAUAUGUGAGAGAGCUUAUGUGAACCACGGAAGGAUCAGGAAAUGGUACAAAAAUCCAUAGUCUAGGGGACCAUUUGCUACUCUUUGAUUGGAAGUUUUAUUUUUCCAGAAUGAAUCCUAAUAUUUGGCAA